This is a messenger RNA of Colletotrichum truncatum, 1305 nucleotides long. RefSeq lists its product as uncharacterized. NCBI's taxonomy places the organism in Eukaryota, Fungi, Ascomycota, Sordariomycetes, Glomerellales, Glomerellaceae. The record is from RefSeq and is a predicted model, not a curated record.
AUGCCCACUCUUCGAAUUCCUCUCCGGAAGCCUGUCCGGCCACAGCAGAUUUACCGCCAUCUCGAAGCCGUAACGUCUUCUUCUACCACACGAAUUCCUCUUCCGAAACCAAUACAACCCUUACAUGUCUAUCGCCAUCUUCUCCGUGCAGCUACAUACUUUCCCAAUGUCUGUCGACCCUAUCUUCAAGGCCGAAUCAAAUUCACCUUCCGUCGAGAGCGGACACGAGCCACAAAAUCAGAAGCAAAGCUAGCCAAAUCUAAGCACAAAGGUGCCCUUGAGCAGGAGCAUUUUCUUCGCACAAAGGCCCUUGCAGAUGCUAAGAGGAACUUGGUCGUUCUCAAUGCCGCAUUGGCGGGGGAUAUCAUACGCUUCCGCCGCGUGUUAUGGCUAUGCUUUGGGAAACUGGGCAAGAGACGCCGCGAGCUCAUGGCGCUUUUUGUUAAAAAGCAACCCGAUUCUCCGCUCGAUUCCCGCCAGCUCGAGGAAAAAAUGGCCGCCAUGGAGAGGGAAAGGCAAAAGAAGGAGGUCUUGCGCCAAACCCUUCCCACAAAGCGCGUGUUUGACAGGACCGAUCCUACUCCGUGGGUGAACCAAAAGCUCAGUCCUAUCGAAGACAACUGGGAUAUUGCCAAGUUGCGCGAAUUCUUCAGUUCGCAAAAGCAGCAUCAGGACCGCUCAGCUACGCCUGCCGCUUGGCCGCGGAAGUCCCUACCCAAUCUCAAUCCCCAAGCCUGGGUCCCCAAGACAGAUGCAUGGGGGCGACCAACAGCAGCACGGAGAGUAACGAAGAAGGUCCGGUUGUGGUGGAAAUCGAUGGCAGACAAAAUGAUGCCGCCUUUGGACAAGGAGGAGUGGAAUCUUCUGCAGUCUGUUGCAAUUGGUGAAGCGCCUCAUUCUACCUGGGAAAUGCCACCACGUAGGCCUGUUGCCAUACCCGCCGAGAAUACUGCCCAUGAGAAAUUCCCUUGGGCCGCCUACGCUACUAUUCCUAUCCGCGACGUCGAGAGACCUCGGUCUCGGAAUUACACCCGCCUCACAGGCAAAACGGACGAUGGCCCGUACUCGCAGACCGCGACUAGACUGCGUGAGGGUUCUCCAUAUAGCAACCGACAACUCCGACGGGAAUUCAGCAGGGUGUGGGAAGCAUCCUCAUAUGAACAGCUCGAUAGCACCAACAAGAGCAAGCCGCGAAAGAAAUAUGUUUGGGGCAGCACAAUGGCUGUUCUGCCAGCCGCAUCUGGGACCCAACGACAGAUCUUUGAGGGGGUUGACUCCAAAGGUCAACCAAGUCGUAAAGAGUAA